This is a messenger RNA of Cervus elaphus (red deer), 3795 nucleotides long. It is a transcript of the gene CFAP69, whose product is annotated as cilia and flagella associated protein 69. Lineage: Eukaryota; Metazoa; Chordata; Mammalia; Artiodactyla; Cervidae. The record is from RefSeq and is a predicted model, not a curated record. Gene Ontology annotation, cellular component: non-motile cilium; sperm midpiece. The coding region runs from base 211 to 3036 and encodes 941 amino acids. The transcript is spliced from 23 exons. Gene Ontology annotation, biological process: response to odorant; olfactory behavior; positive regulation of flagellated sperm motility.
AGCGGCAAGGUGUGCGGGUGGGCUGCAGGGGCGGGAUGCGAGUGGCGUCGCAGCAGCUGAGGCCACGGCCGGACCCCUGGGACUUUUCGCGACUCUAGCCGCUCUUGAGCGGCUUUCACUUUUUGGUGGCAGCCUCUUUCGGUCUCGCGGCUGCGGGCACAGUGUAAGAAGGAAGGAGACGCACCCAUCCCUCGUUCCGCAGCCACGGCCAUGUCCACAGCGGAGGCCGCGGAGACGGCCGAGGCCCGGGAGCCCAUCGGCAGGAUCAAGUUCAGCAGCCCUCGCCAAAUCCCGAUAGUCGGGCUGGUGACGGAGGAUGAGGAAGUGCAGGGUGCCUUCAAGUCUAUGGACCUAAAUCGUGUCAUCAAACUCUUCGAAGAGACUGGUAAAGAUGAUUUGGAAGAAAGACAACUUAAAUCUGUCAAGAAAUUGGUGCAGUGUUACCAAAAUGGAUUUCCCCUAAGGGAUUUAGCACAGAUAUUUAAAAUUCUGAAUCUAUGCGCAGAAAAAAUUAAAACACAGCCCCAUUUUAUAGAACCUGCAUAUAAUAUCAUAAAAUUAUGUGGCUUGCCAUUUUUGAAAAAGAAAGCAUCAGAUGAAAUAACAUAUGCUGAAGAUACUGCUAAUUCAGUUGGACUUUUGGGUGACUUAAUGAAAAUACCAAAUUCUGAAUUGAGGAUUCAAAUUUGUAAGUGUAUUAUUGACUUUUAUCAUGCAGAACCACCAAAAAAGCAUAUUACAGGUUACCAGCAGGCUAGUUCCUCAUAUAAGAUUAAAAUGGCUGAAGUUGGAGGACUGGCAAAAACAAUGGUUCAGUCGUUGGAGUUGCUUGAAAAUCAACUUGUUGAGAAACUUUGGGUACUUAAAGCUCUGCAACAUCUCUCAACUUCUGAAGUUAAUUGUACUUUAAUGGUGAAAGCACAAGCAGCCAGUGGAAUCUGUGCUCACCUCAAUGACCCAGAUCCCUCUGGACAACUUUUAUUUCGUUCAUCUGAAAUACUUUGGAACUUACUGGAAAAAUCUUCAAAAGAAGAAAUCAUACAACAGCUUAGUAACUUGAAAUGUUUGCUGGCUUUGAAGGAAGUAUUUAAAAAUCUGUUUAUAAGAGGCGUUAGUCAUUAUGAUCGUCAGCUUAGAAACGACAUAUUAGUGAUCACAACAAUUAUAUCUCAAAAUCCUGGGGCACCAAUGAUUGAGUCUGGCUUUACCAGGGAUUUGAUAUUAUUUGCAACAUUUAAUGAAGUUAAAAGUCAAAAUCCUUUGGUAAAAGGUGUUAAGGUUUCUAAUUCCUAUGAAGAUUUUGAGUUGAAGAAAUUGCUAUUCAAUAUAAUUGUGAUCCUAUGUAAAGAUUUAUCUACUAUACAGCUAUUAAUUGAUGGCAAAAUUAUUUUGGCUUUGUUUACCUAUGUUAAAAAGCCUGAGAAACACAAAAUACUUGAAUGGUCUGCAGCACAGUAUGAAGAACUACAGCUGCAUGCAAUUGCCACUUUGUCAUCAGUGGCUCCUUUUUUAAUAGACGAGUACAUGUUCUAUACGGGAAAUGCUCGAGUCCUUGAAUUUCUAACAUGGUGUGACAAUGAAGAUUCCUUCUUUAGUCAUGGUAACAGUUUUCAUGGUGCAGGUGGCCGUGGCAACAAGUUUGCCCAGAUGCGUUACAGUUUAAGACUCUUGAGAGCCAUGGUCUACCUUGAGAAUGAUACUAUAAACAAGGAUCUGUGUGAAAAGGGAGCAAUUCAGCAACUAAUAGGAAUCUUUAAAAAUACAAUAAGCAAGUAUAAUGAUAAGGAAGAGGCCAUUCUUCUGGAAAUUCAGUCUGAUAUUUUACUUAUUUUAUCUGGUCUUUGUGAAUAUCAUAUUCCUAGGAAGGAAAUUUUUGGAACUGGAGGAGUGGAUAUAAUUCUUCAUGUAAUGAAAACAGACCCCAAGAAGUUACAGAGUGGAUUAGGCUAUAAUAUACUUCUUUAUAGUACAUUGGACAGCAUUUGGUGCUGCAUUUUGGGAUGUUACCCCUCAGAGGAUUACUUUCUUGAAAAAGAAGGCAUUUUUCUCCUUUUAGAUUUAUUAGCAUUGAACCAAAAAAAAUUCUGCAAUCUAAUACUUGGAAUAAUGGUUGAAUUUUGUGAUAAUCCCAAAACUGCGGCUCAUGUCAAUGCUUGGCGAGGGAAGAAGGACCAGACAGCUGCUAGUCUUUUAAUUAAAUUGUGGAGAAAGGAAGAAAAAGAACUAGGAGUAAAACGUGAUAAAUAUGGGAAGAUUGUUGAUACAAAGAAACCUCUAUUUACUAGUUUCCAAGAAGAGCAAAAAAUCAUACCACUGCCUGCUAACUGCCCAACUGUUGCAGUUAUGGAUGUUGCUGAGAAUAUCAGAGCAAAAAUUUAUGCUGUGUUGGGUAAACUAGAUUUUGAAAAUUUACCUGGCUUAUCUGCUGAAGAUUUUGUCACUCUAUGUAUCAUACAUAGAUAUCUUGAUUUUAAAAUUGGAGAAAUAUGGAAUGAAAUAUAUGAAGAAAUAAAAUUAGAAAAGCUAAGACCAGUCACCACAGACAAAAAAAUUUUGGAAUCUAUUACAGCAGCAUCAGAAAAUAUUGGGAAGAUGGUUGUUUCUCUGCAAAGUGAGAUGAUUGAAAGCCAAGCACGCCAAGAUGUGCAAAAUGAACAAAAAGUAUAUGCAAAAAUACAAGCCACACACAAGCAAAGAGAAUUGGCUAAUAAAUCAUGGGAAAAUUUCUUGGCCAGAACAUCAAAUGCUAAAACUUUAAAGAAAGCAAGAAGACUUCAAGAGAAAGCUAUUGAAUCCUCUAGAUAUGGUGAAAGACCACCAAAUGCAAUAUUUCACAGGACAGAUAUUAAAGGCCUUAACGCAACAGUGCCCUCUGGUGGGGUAGUAACAGUGGAAAGCACUCCUGCCCGAUUAGUGGGAGGACCUCUGGCUGAUACAGAUAUUGCUCUUAAGAAACUGCCUAUUCGAGGAGGAGCCUUACAGAGGGUGAAAGCAGUAAAAACUGUGGAUGAGCCAAAGAAGAGUGAGCCCACAUAAAAUACUCUAAAGGAUUUUUGAAAUAAAUUCCACUUAUAAUUUUUAGCUAAAUAUCCUUAUAUAUAAAUGUAAAGCAACCAUUUUAGAGUAAAUAUUUUAGUAAAAUACUAUUAAAAAUAAAAGUAAGGGCAUAUAAUGUAUUUUUAUUGAAAAUAUCAACAUAUACUUUGAGAAAAGUUGUCAUCAAUUUCUUUCUAAAGAUUACAGUUCUCUUAACUGAAAAUUGUAAAACAUAUUGUAUCAGUUAAGACUCUUUCAACUGAUAUGAGCAGCUCCAACUGGUUUGAGCCAAAACGCAAAACCAAAUAAAAACACAACAAAAAUCAAAUAUAAAACUAAUUAAAACUACAGGUAUUGUUGGAUCCAGGAACUGAAACUCUGUGAGUAGGCUCUUCUCUUUUCCUAGAAGCUCCUGAAUUAUAUUCUCCCAGGUUGAUAUCCAGUAGGAAAGAGUGCAUGCCUACCUCUCAACACUCUCUGCAACUGUCUCUGCAUCUUGGGACAUCUGAUUGGCCACAUGCCCACUCCUGAACCAUUAUGACCUUAGCCAGAUCUGAGAACUGCUUACACCCAGAGCCUGAAGGAGGCCAGUCCCAUCUAAAGCAUAUGGGUGGAGUGGGGAAUCAGGAUAAGUACAUAAGUUGUUAUAAAUAUAUAUAAGUAUGGGCAGCAAAAAUUUUGCAGCAAAUAUGCUGGUCAAAGUAAAAGUUCUUCUCCUAUAAAAACCAAAUGUUAGUUAUAAGCUAAACAAUAAAAAUU